Anopheles marshallii is the source of this 965-nucleotide messenger RNA. RefSeq names its product malectin-B. Gene Ontology annotation, molecular function: carbohydrate binding. Gene Ontology annotation, cellular component: membrane. The record is from RefSeq and is a predicted model, not a curated record. The transcript has a single exon. The coding region runs from base 1 to 930 and encodes 309 amino acids. Lineage: Eukaryota; Metazoa; Arthropoda; Insecta; Diptera; Culicidae.
AUGGUAUUCCAUCGACCGACCGGUAGCUUCUGGAUCAGCAUAUUGGCCGUACUGUCCGCCCUUCAAUCGUCUGUCGGAAGCGCCUUUAAUGUGAUUUAUGCGAUCAAUGCUGGUGGCGAUGCACAUACUGAUUCGCAUGGAAUAUACUACCUGGGUGACCCGUUAAAGGGUAAGAUAGGCACCGAAUCGGACUAUGGCCGACAGCUGCUAGCAAUCAAUCGAGUCAGUAAGCAUGAUGAGAUUCUGUAUCAAACGGAACGCUACCAUCACGAUACGUUUGGUUACGAGUUGCCAGUAUCGGGUGACGGUCAGUACGUACUGAUAUUGAAGUUCUGCGAAGUGUACUUCAACAGCCCAAACAUGAAAGUUUUCGAUGUGUUGCUUGAUCGGCACACGAUCGUAUCGGAUUUAGAUAUAUACGCUUUAGUAGGUAAAGGCACUGCGCACGAUGAGUACAUAUACUUUACCAUCUCGCGAGGACGGCUAUAUAUUAAGGAUAAGAAUUCGGAAAUUCGUGGCAGUAAAUUAAAGCUAGAGUUCCUGAAGGGAUUCAAAGAUAACCCGAAAAUUAAUGCAAUUUUGCUCAUCAAGGACUACAAUGAGGCCAUUCUGCCCCGUUUGCCGCCGCUGAUUAACGACCAUCAUACCGGUGCUAGCGGGAUGGACAGUAUUGGCGAACAGUACCAUUCACAUUCAUAUCCCGCAGCCGAUGAUGAUGGCCCGAUCGUCGAUGGUGCGGAUGAUAAUAUCAUGGACGAUUUUCUGAGCGCAUCCUCGGACGAGUCGACAAAAUCAUCGUCCAAAAUGCGUAAAACUAGCGGCCCAAAACAACCGAACCCGUACUCGUUGGACGAUUCCUCUAUAAUGCUGCCUGUGUUCAUUGCAAUCGGAGCAUUCAUACCGUUGUUAUUUUGUCUUUGUAGGCUGUGAUUUGUUAUAUUUUAAAUUAGCUGGCUAGGUUAGGA